UUGACUACGGCAAUUUGUGCUUUGAUAAAUCUUUACUUGACUGGAGCUGUAACAAAAUUUCAACCUAAUGGCAUGAAGAAAAUAUGUCUAGAGUUGGAUAAUCUGGCAUCAAAGGUGGUUGAAACAAAGGAAAUCAUUGUAAGUAUCGAUGCUUGUCUAUGACGUUGUCAAAACUCUGAAAUGAUAAGGGAGAUUCUAUCCCACCAAUAAAUUUUAGAAAGGUCAUAGUGGGUUUGUUUAAAUUAAGGGCGCUUUUAAGUGUCUAUGACGUAAAAAUUUGUAUUAUGUUAACUGAAAGAACGCAUUACUACAGCAAAUUCUUCUAAAGAGUUUUGCGUUUUGAACAAAAUGCGAUUUUUUUUUUAGAAAUUUUUAGGCCAAAAGUUCUUUGGCACCCUUGUUCCGCUGAUGUCGAAAUUGACAGGCUCAUAUGUGACGUCAUUGGACACAAAUUUAGGAACUAAGAAACGGUAUUUUAUGCCUGCUUUUUCCUUUCUCAGGGUGGCUAGUGUUGUUGCAUCUUAUUGGAACGCAUCUGAAUGAGGGUGCUAAGGGGGUACUGAAUUCUCAGUUAAUUCGGCCAACGAUCCGUUAACUACUUCACCGAGAAAAGACGAAUGGUGUGCCAAAAUGGCGGCAAAUUUGAAAGUUUCCAAAAAAAAAUUGUUACAAAAAUCACGCUGUGUUGAAAUCGACGUUUUUUUUGCAGAGGUUAUCGUAGUAUACUUUCAAAUAAAAAAUAUAAAUUUAUAGGUUACGGUUACGAGUAACAACAUUUGACAUUUCUUUGGGUCUUAAGGGCAACAGAGUAAGUCCCCGAUACCCUUCAGUGGGAGUGUAAGUCGUUAAAGUAACUUAUGUUUCCCUGUAUAAAUUAUAGGAUAUACGCUGGCGGGUCAAAGACCAAAAACACAGAUUAUCAAACAUUCAGUUAACCACAUUCGUCUCUUCAAAAAACAUGAAGAAAACAACGGUAAGAGAAUUGAAUAAUUUCCAUCUAUCUUAAGUAAAAUGUAAAAUUUCUUUUACACUGAUUUUAUUAACGUCCGUUCAGAACGUAAAAGACAGGUGUUUACCAUCACUAUGAUCCACACAGUUUUCGUUAGGACUUUUAGUUUUCUCUCUGAACUGACAAUCAGUCUGCAGAUUUUUUGAUACAUAUUUAUUUUUAACUUUUUGGCAUGACGCAACCUUUUAUUUUUACAAACAAUAUGUUUAACAUUUUUAAUAAGAUAAAAGUUAAUUUUUUUAAUUCAAACGUUAUGUCUUCCGUCUUCACAGCCUCAAGGCACACUGGAAGUAAACCGACAAAUUGCACGGGCCUUUAUCUCACCUCUAAGGAAGUUAAAAAAGCAGUUUUCCGCCUUCUCAGCCGCCAAUGAUAUUGCACAAGGCGCCAAUGAUAUUGCACACCGUCUGCAAAGAAUAGAAUGGAUUGCAAGAAAUGUCAUUCAUUACAUCCAGGAAAUUCAGCUCGCGCCCAAGGUAACUUGAAGACAUCCUCAUUGUAGCUCAAUAUGAUCAAUUGCUCAAAAGUGAUUUUCGUAUGACCUUGAAAUGAAAACGCCCGAACAAAACAGAAACAACAAACGAACGGAAAUAGAGCGAUUUGAUUGGUUUAUCGAACGGAUACAAACGCGCUUGGCUUUUGGUUGGUUAGGCGAACGCUCGGGUGAAAAAACUUUAUGCCCGAUAACUAGAAAUCAACCGAUACUUCGUUUUGACGUCAUACUGCAACACGAUUGGCCAGUCGAACAAUGCCUUCUCCAUAUUAGGGUUUCUUUGGUAGGAAAACGAAGAGGCCAUGGUUUGAUCUUUUCAUUCAUUGGUUGAUAAAACAAGUAACGAACACUUACCGAAACCGUUUUUCAAGGUCAUACGAAAAUUGCUCUGAAGAUUUUUUUUCUGAGCAGUAGCGGCUGAUCUGCAAAGCCUAUACAGAUCGGAGGCUAUCAGUGGGUGGAGAUCUGUUUCAAAAGUCAAUGAAUAUACUUAUUAGGUGGGCUGAAGCCGGUAUCAUCUUAGUUGAUGUAACUUCGAACGACUGAGUCCAAUAGGUUUUUUCUAGUAAGUAAAUAAUGUAACAAGAAGCUAAUUGUAUAGUAAUGUGACUGAAAUUAACCCACUCACUGUGCCAUGUAAAAAAAUCCUUGUUCCUUUGCAGUCUAGAAAUACAGAUACAGAAGUUAUCCGUCCCACCAAAAGUGCUGUCAUCAACAAAACAAGCAGUUGGAGUAGUGACAUGGUUACUGCCCAGAGCUCAGCGGCUGCAGAGCAAGCGAGAUUGCCUGUGACAUCUUUACAACUUGAAGGAAUUGCUUUUCAAGCAUUUGCCUUGUUGGAAGAUUUAUACAGCCAAAUCCUUAUAAUGCAAAUGGAUUUCAGCAAACUCGAUGGACGUUGUGCGUCUAGGAUGUAA
Molecule: messenger RNA, 2419 nt
Organism: Porites evermanni
Lineage: Eukaryota; Metazoa; Cnidaria; Anthozoa; Scleractinia; Poritidae
Source: the annotation of a GenBank genome assembly